UCGCCGCCGCCCAUGGUCAGCGGAGUGUUUUUGGCUAUCAAGCGCAUAAAUACACAGCCUAACUCAUCGUAGCGCUCGAAGGCGCAGCGUUCUCAACCGCGCACACGAAAUCAGCCGCAUCAACCGGCCAAAAUGCUGCUCACAGCGGUAGCACUCGCCUCGGCCGCCGCGCUUGCGAGCGCCGCGUCGACAUCCCCCGUCUUCGCCAUCUGCGACCUCCCGGGGCCCAACAUAGGCACCGUCACACAACAGAACAUUGAGUGGAAGCUCGAAAGAUACGAGCACAACCCCGCGACGUACCAAGAGCUCUGGCCCGACGUCGAGACUUUGUUAUCGCUGCUCUGCACGGACCCGGAGCUCUCGUACGCGAAGAACCGCUAUGUCGCGAGCGAUCACAACGUGGGCGAAGUAGGCGCCGGUUCCCGCUCGGCCGCGGUGCUCUCGGCGAACGCCAUGCACCACAUCGUGCGCGGCGCGUGCUCCGACCGCUUUAGAUCUGCUAAUGCGAGGCGAGCGUGUGACCUCGCCGUCAAGAUUAUGGGCUCCGUCACGGCGAAGGCUGGUCAAGUGGUCUCUUACCCCAUGCGCCUCGAGCGGCUUUUGACGGCGUGCACCACGUACCUCAUCAUUAGCGACGACUCGCUGAAGCGGAAUUUGAUUGUCCAGGCCCUGGGCCUGUUCGCGUUGUGCGGGUACGCGGCCUUUAACGCGAUGGUGCGCCGUGCUAGGACGAACAAAACAUCCAGAGAGGAUCUUAUGAACCACCUCGAGGGAACAGCGCGCCAGAAGCGCCGGCCGGUUCAACAGCUGUUCUCCAAGGCCUGCCCGGGCAACCUCCUGCAGGGUCAAACCAAGGGGUGCGUCCUGGCCAUCGGCACGUACGGGGCGUCACGGAAAGGGGAUAAGAUGGUGCCGUGCUUGUCGGGGACGGUGUUCGAGGCUAGCCGGUCGGAUCUAUGCACGAAGGCUUAUCGGCGCUUCGUGGACAUUCCGGCGCAGUCGUGGUAUUUGAUGAUCUUCAUUUUACACUGCGACCUUCGGUGUAGAAUCAAUAUUUCAUCGUCCCCGAGUCUUGACGCCUCACUAGUUGAUUCCCACACAGUCGGGCUCUGGCUGCCGUUUAAUGCUGUUAUGCUGGCGUGGCGCCGCUGGCGCUGGGGCAACCAGAUCCAGUACAAACUCGCGAGUCACCUCUUCGGCGAGACCGCUGGCGCUUGCAAAAGUAGUGCCACGUGGUACGGGUGCAACUUCCUGUACGUGCGGCUGCAGUCCGUCGACUACGAAGCUCUCAGGGGCCACUUAAAGGGGCCGCAUUAUUGCCUCGACUUGGAGGACCCGGCGGUGCUCGAGUUGAUCAGCCAGGCCUGCGAGCGCGGCGAGGCGGCCGGGUACGAGGAGUUCCUUGCGACGCUCUUCGACGGGCCCUCGCACUACCACUGCGAGAAGACCUGGCAGUAGGCUCCCUCUCCUGUGGUCGUAUAGCACUUGUGUUAUAUUGAAGUUUGGGGCGAAGAGUGGCGGAGCGUCGAGGAGUUCCGCGCGGCCUGCUACGAGGACUUCCUACUUUUCCUUAAUAGGUACUGACUAAG
This is a messenger RNA of Pelagomonas calceolata, 1589 nucleotides long. The record is from the annotation of a GenBank genome assembly. Lineage: Eukaryota; Pelagophyceae; Pelagomonadales; Pelagomonadaceae.